Messenger RNA from Hordeum vulgare subsp. vulgare (domesticated barley), 3614 nucleotides. RefSeq names its product non-lysosomal glucosylceramidase-like. Gene Ontology annotation, cellular component: membrane. Bases 480 to 3392 code for a protein of 970 amino acids. Lineage: Eukaryota; Viridiplantae; Streptophyta; Magnoliopsida; Poales; Poaceae. The transcript is spliced from 18 exons. Gene Ontology annotation, biological process: carbohydrate metabolic process; glucosylceramide catabolic process. The record is from RefSeq and is a predicted model, not a curated record. Gene Ontology annotation, molecular function: glucosylceramidase activity; beta-glucosidase activity.
GUACAUACGUAGCCACUUUCGUUCCUUCCCAUCUCAAAAAGUUGAGCCUCCGCUUCCCCUCCUCGUCAUCUUCCUCGCAGCCGCGCUUCUCCCACCACACCCGCCAACACAGCUUAGCAGCAGCAAAAAGUGGGCCUCCAGCGAGCGGGCAAGCGCAAAUUCCAUUCCAGGUUUUCGCUUCGAUCAGACUUGGUCCAAUCGAGCGAGCGAGCACGCGCGCCCCGCGUUAGCGGCUGUGCCGGAUCGGUUCCGAGAGGACGGCCGUCGCCGUCGGCGGCGGAUCGACGCGCGGAGUCUCUGCGAGGAGCAGCGCCGGGUGCUGGGAUCCACGCGCCCGGAGGAGCUCAUGAGGCGGCCCACCACCUGUGGAUCUCCUGGUUUCGUCUCAGCCUCCGGUUCGGGCCUCUGCUAGGCGGCUGGGGCGUGUGACAGAUCGUGCGGGGGUGGGAGGAGGCUGUGGCAUUGGAGGGUGAGCGGAGAUGGUGAGCGGCCACCUAUUCCACUGCCGUAAGAAUUCGUGGCCACCGGAGGAGUAUGUGGGCCGGACCGCCCUGCAACUGCUGGACUUGGACGGCGGAUCGCCGCCGGAGCAGGCAUGGCGGAGGAGGCUGAACAGUCACGCCAACAUACUCAAAGAAUUCAGCGUCACCUUCAUGGAAGCAAUGAAGAUGAUGACCCUCGGGGUGAGGCUUUGGUCAUAUGUCCGUGAGGAGGCCUCCCAUGGAAGGAAAGCUCCUAUUGAUCCGUUUACAAGAGAGAGAUGUAAGCCGUCCGCUUCACAGGGUGUGCCGCUCGGAGGGAUGGGGAGUGGUAGCAUUUCAAGAGGAUUCAGGGGAGAGUUCAAGAAUUGGCACAUCAUUCCUGGUUUGUGUGAGAAUUCGCCGGUCAUGGAGAACCAGUUUUCUAUAUUUGUAUCACGAGACAGUGGGAAUAAAAAAUACUCAUCGGUAUUGGCUCCGGGACACCAUGAAGGCUUAAAGAAAUGUAAUGACUCUGGAAUUUCAUCAUGGGACUGGAACCUGAGCGGUCAACACUCAACCUAUCAUGCAUUGUUUCCUAGGGCCUGGACUAUUUACGAUGGUGAGCCAGAUCCAGACCUUAAAAUCUCAUGCCGCCAGAUAUCACCAUUCAUUCCUCAUGAUUACAAGGAUAGCAGUCUUCCGACAUCUGUGUUUGUGUACACUCUGGUGAAUACCGGGAGAGACCGUGCAAAAGUGAGCCUGUUGAUGACAUGGGCGAAUUCCAUUGGAGGUUUUUCUCAUCAUUCAGGAGGCCACUUCAAUGAGCCCUUCAUUGGGGAUGACGGAGUGUCAGGAGUGCUUUUGCAUCACAAAACAGCAAAGGAUAAUCCUCCAGUUACUUUCUCUAUUGCUGCCUGCGAAACUCAGAAUGUGAGUGUGACAGUCUUGCCUGUUUUUGGUCUUUCUGGAGAGAACCAUGUUUCGGCAAAGGAAAUGUGGGAUACUAUGUCAAAGGAUGGCCACUUCAGUCGGGAAAAUUUCAAUGCUGGUUGUAGUAUGCCUUCUUCUUCAGGGGAGACACUUUGUGCGGCUGUCUCAGCAUCUACUUGGGUGGAGCCGCAUGGUAGGUGUACUGUGGCAUUUGCUUUGGCUUGGUCCUCACCUAAAGUGAAGUUUCAGAAGGGGUGCACAUAUAACAGGAGGUACACCGAAUUUUAUGGAACUUCUGAAAGAUCAUCAUCUAUUAAUUUGGUACAUGAUGCCUUAACAAAAUAUAGACUUUGGGAAGAAGAGAUCGAGAAGUGGCAAGACCCCAUACUCAAGGAUGAAAAACUCCCAGAAUGGUACAAGUUCACCCUUUUUAACGAGCUUUAUUUUCUUGUAGCUGGGGGGACUGUUUGGACAGAUGGUCAACCUCCAGCAAUUAGUGAAGCAAGUCCUGCUUACCAACAUAAAUAUUCAAAGAAGGGUGCUAAAUCAGAAUCAGUUAAAGAUAACCAUGUCAAGCCAGCAGCAGAGCAAGUCUCUGAUGGAGACGACCUGCCUAAUGGUGAAGAGCGAAGCGUGUCAACGUAUGUAGCAGUUCAUGGAUCGCAGAUGCCUGAACAAACCAGUGGACUUGGGUUGCAGGAACCGAUUCCUUAUUUACUUUCCAAGGAUGGCCCUGAAAAUGUCGGUAAAUUCUUGUACCUGGAGGGAGUGGAAUACAUCAUGUGGAACACGUAUGAUGUGCAUUUCUAUGCUUCUUUUGCUCUCCUCGAUUUGUUCCCCAAGAUAGAGCUGAGUAUUCAACGUGAUUUUGCUGAUGCUGUUCUGUAUGAAGAUCAGCGGAGAGUCAAAUUUUUGGCUGAUGGCACCUCAGGAAUCCGUAAAGUCAAAGGUGCUGUUCCUCAUGACCUAGGAACACAUGAUCCGUGGCACGAAAUGAAUGCCUAUAACAUACACGAUACAAGCAAAUGGAAAGAUCUAAAUCCCAAGUUUGUACUCCAGGUAUACAGAGACUUUGCUGCCACAGGUGAUAUGACAUUUGGUAGAGAUGUAUGGCCUGCAGUCAGUGCAGCAAUGGACUACAUGGAUCAGUUUGAUCGCGAUGGUGAUGGUCUCAUUGAGAAUGAUGGAUUUCCUGAUCAAACCUAUGAUGCUUGGACUGUUCAUGGAAUCAGUGCCUACUGUGGUGGCCUCUGGCUUGCUGCACUUCAAGCUGCUGCUACAAUGGCUCAUCGCCUCGGGGAUCGUCCAUACGCUGAAAAGUACAAGCUGAAGUUCAUGAAAGCUAAAGCAGUGUACGAGGCGAAGUUAUGGAAUGGGUCUUAUUUCAAUUAUGACAGUGGUACAAGCAGCAAUAGCCGGUCCAUUCAGGCUGAUCAGCUUGCAGGACAGUGGUACGCCGCAUCGUCAGGCUUGCCUCCAAUUUUCGAUGAGCACAAAAUAAGAAGUGCUCUGCAGAAAAUAUUUGAAUUCAAUGUCAUGAAGGUAAAAGGAGGACGGAUGGGAGCUGUAAAUGGCAUGACUCCUAAGGGAAAGGUGGAUGAGACAUGCAUGCAGUCUCGGGAAAUCUGGACUGGUGUUACAUACGGUGUUGCAGCAAACAUGUUGCUCCAUGGGAUGGAGCAUCAAGGUUUUAUCACUGCAGAAGGAAUAUUUCUUGCUGGCUGGUCAGAAGAUGGAUACGGGUAUUGGUUCCAAACACCGGAAGGAUGGACCACAGAUGGGCAUUACAGGUCGCUGGUAUACAUGCGGCCUCUUGCUAUUUGGGCAAUGCAGUGGGCAUUGUCACCCCCAAAGACGAUUCUUGAGGCACCGAAGGUAAACCUGAUGGACAGAAUACAUGUAUCCCCUCAAGCAGUCCGAGCAGUCAGUGAGAUAGGUAUUCGAAAGAUCGCCCCUGAUAACAGAUGUAUUCCCAGCUCCACGUUCCAGUGUGAAUGCUAACCACGGAAAGAAGGUAACGUGUAACGACUGAUGAGCAGGUCAUGUUAUUUUUCUUCCGGCUUCUCCUUGCCCCCUUCCAAGAUCCAGUGGGGUUCAGGUUUUUUCUCCUUUACAAUCAGAGGGAACACCUAUGGGACAGUUGAACUCACUGCUCCAAAGAGCUUUUGUUGUAUAAUUUGUACAGUGAACUAUUAAAUAACAGAUUCGAGAAGUUUGUGAAAA